Aspergillus campestris IBT 28561 is the source of this 1936-nucleotide messenger RNA. RefSeq names its product D-arabinono-1,4-lactone oxidase. Bases 174 to 1895 code for a protein of 573 amino acids. Gene Ontology annotation, molecular function: D-arabinono-1,4-lactone oxidase activity; FAD binding. The transcript is spliced from 2 exons. Gene Ontology annotation, cellular component: mitochondrion; membrane. NCBI's taxonomy places the organism in Eukaryota, Fungi, Ascomycota, Eurotiomycetes, Eurotiales, Aspergillaceae. The record is from RefSeq and is a predicted model, not a curated record.
UCGUCAGUCCAGUCGGCCCACUCGGAUCGAAUUUGCAUUUCUUUAAUUGACGGUUCAAUUCUUAUCAAUGGAGUGAUGAUGAUAAUAUCAUUGUAACCCCUCUUUUGUUAACGGUCUGGGUGAGUCAUAGAAUAACCAGUCAGAAAGAAAGAAGAAGAAAAAAGAAAAGAAAAAUGGACCCCACCGUCCUCCGCGAACUCUCCCGACUCGACCCCGCGGUCCCAUUCCGCGCGUCCACCCAUCACAUCCAUCACACCUGGGCCAAAACGUUAUACUCCCGCCCCGAGCUCUACAUCCAACCGCAGUCGCUCGCAGAGAUUCAUAAAGUGGUGACCUUGGCGCGACGAUGCCGUCGACGACUCGUAACUGUCGGCAGCGGCCACUCGCCGUCCGACCUGACCUGCACGUCCGCCUGGAUGGUGAACCUGGACGGGUUCAACCGCGUGUUGGAGGUGGAUCGCGAUACAAGCAUGGUGACGGUGGAGGCGGGUAUCCGGCUGCGCGACCUCGGAGAGGAGCUGGAGCGACGCGGGCUGACGCUGUCGAAUUUGGGGAGUAUUGAUCAUCAGUCGAUCGCGGGGGUGAUCGCGACGGGGACGCAUGGGAGUUCGCUGCGCCAUGGGCUGCUGUCGGAGUGUGUUGUCGCGUUGACGCUGAUGCUGGCCGAUGGGCGCCUGGUGCGGUGCAGUGAGACGGAGAACCAGGCGCUCUUCCGCGCGGCGCUCAUUUCGCUCGGUGCGCUCGGCAUCGUUGUCGAGGUGACGUUCCAGGCGGAGCCGAUGUUUAAGGUCGCGUGGCGACAGGCUCGGGUGGACUUGUCCGAGGUGUUGGCCAAGUGGUCGGGCCCGCUGUGGACGUCGCAUGAGUUUGUCCGUGUCUGGUGGAUGCCGUAUCAGCGGAGUGCGAUUGUCUGGCACGCUGACAAGACCGAUCGUGAAGUGCGUGCGCCGCCGACGAAUUUCUAUGGGGGCUCCCUGGGGUAUCAUAUCUACCAUAAUCUGCUGGCGCUCUCUAACUACUUCCCGCGCAUCCUGCCGUGGGUGGAGUGGCUCGUGUUCGGUUUGCAGUACGGGUUCAAAGCAGGCGCGACGGUCACGGAGGCCGUGCAGCCCGCCCGCGACGGACUGCUGAUGAACUGUCUCUAUUCGCAGUUUGUCAAUGAGUGGGCGCUGCCCCUGGAGAAGGGCCCCGAGGCUCUCAUCCGUCUGUCGGCCUGGUUGAACGGAGAUGUCGAGACGGCGCGCAUUCCCUUCCCCGUCGACGGUCUGUGGGUGCAUUGUCCGGUCGAGGUCCGCGUCGCCGACUCCACGCACAACACUAGGCCCCGUCCGUUCUUGGACCCUACCUGCCACGAUGGACCGACCCUGUACCUCAACGCCACCCUGUACCGGCCAUAUCUCCGGGACCCGCCUUGCACGGAACGGUACUAUGAGGCGUUCGAGUGGCUCAUGCGGGAGGUGGGCGCGAAGCCACACUGGGCCAAGAACUUUACGACCGGCCGCCAGGAGCUGCGAAAGAUGUACGGCAAAGACAUGGACGAAUGGUUGAAGGUACGACAGGAGGUCGACGCGGAGGGGAUGUUCCUCGGCGAAUGGCACCACCGGACUCUGCCCCUGCCCGGUGUUAGUAAUGACGAUGAAUCAUCGGAAUCUGCGAAGUCGACUGCUCUGCCGCUCUUGGAGCGCGAAAAGGCUCGUCGGCCGGCUAACUUCCGCGGUGCCGGCGAUGGCCAGGAGUGGAUUGGCGAUAGGGCAGGCCAGGGGAGCACAGGGCUCCAGGAUGUGUUGCUCAAUCGAUCUGAGAAACCAUGCCCCAGUCCUCCCACGAGCGAGGAGAGUUUCGACUUCCUCGCUGCCAGCGAGGCCAGUGGGAUUCUUCCUAACGAGCGCACGUGAGACGGUGGAGACGAUCUGACUGGGGAAGAGAAGCCUCAACG